This is a messenger RNA of Spirodela intermedia, 1675 nucleotides long. Lineage: Eukaryota; Viridiplantae; Streptophyta; Magnoliopsida; Alismatales; Araceae. The record is from the annotation of a GenBank genome assembly.
AUGGAUAACGAAAUGGAAGAGCUGGUCGUCCACGGAAGCCGCGAGGGGGCUCUUCCGGCGGAGCCCCGCGGCGGGGGCGCCAAGACGGAGCUCUCAGUAGACGAAAUCAUCGAGGGGCACGUCGGGGCCCUCGGACGCUCGCAGAUCCUCCAAGUUUUCCUGGUCUCGCUGGCGUGGAUUUUUGACUCUCAGGGCACCCUUAUUACCAUCUUCGCCGAUGCCCAGCCGGCGUGGAGGUGCAAGGCCCACGCCGCCGCCUGUUCCCCCGGACCGUCCAUGUGCCACCUGGCUCCGGGAUCCUGGGAGUGGGUGGACGGCGAGAAGAGCUCCACGGUGGCGGAAUGGGGGCUCAUCUGCGACCGCAAGUUCAGGGCUGGAAUCCCCGCUUCCGUCUUCUUCCUCGGCUCGCUCUUCGGCUCCGCCGUCCACGGCCGACUGGCGGACAAACACCUCGGGAGGAAGAAGACUGUCCUCUUGUCCUGCCUCCUCACUGCGGUCACUGGCUUUGUCACCUCGCUCUCUCCCAACGUGUGGGUCUAUGCGCUCCUCCGCUUCUCGAAUGGCUUCGCCCGCUCCGGCAUAGGCAUCUGCUGCCUGGUCCUCGCCACGGAGGCUGUCGGCCGGAAAUGGCGCGGCCAGGUGGGGCAGUACGGGUUCUUCUUCUUCACCGUCGGCUUCCUCUCCCUCCCCGCCAUCGCCUACCCCACGAGAACCUCCUGGAGGACCAUGUACAGGGUCACCUCCCUCCUACCCUUGGCCUACUCAGUUGUCGUCCUGCCCUUCGUCUUCGAGUCCCCUCGCUGGCUCGCCGUCAGAGGCCGGACCAAGGAAGCCAUGGAUGUUCUGACCAGACUGGCGAAGCUGAACGGGAAGACACUGUCACCGGAGCUGGCCAUUGCCAAUCCCGUCACUCCCUCCGCCGGCGAGGGGAAGGAGAGCCUGUGGUCCGCCAGGUGGGCCAUCAAGCGGAUGCUACUGAUGAUGCUGACCGGUUUCGGAAUAGGGUUCCUCUACUAUGGGGUCCAGCUGAACGUAGAGAACCUGGACUUCAACAUCUACUUCACGGUCGCCGUCAACGCACUGAUGGAGAUCCCUGCGGUCUUCCUCGGCAGCGUCCUCCUCGCCUUCGCCGACCGCCGACUCGUCUUCUCCUCGUCCUCCUUCGCCGCCGCCGCCUCCUGCGUCGCCUGCAUCUUCCUUGGCAGGUGCUGCUCACUGAGCUCGAGCGUCCUCCCUUCCAUCAUCCCUGAUUAACGCCAGCUGUUCUUGCAGGGGCAAGACGAGGACGAAGGGAAGUUGGCCACAGCUGACGGUGGAGGCCAUCGGGUUCAUGGCGGCGUCGCUGGCCUUCGACGUCCUCUACAUCUACUGCGUGGAGCUGUUCCCCACUAACGUGAGGAACCUCGCCGUGUCGGUGCUGCGGCAGUCGCUGAUGCUGGGGGCGGCCAUUGCCCCCCAGCUUGUCGUGCUGGGCCGGGUUACCCCCAAGCUCUCUUUCCUGAUCUUCGCCUGCUUCGCGCUCUUCAGCGCCUCCCUCACGAUCUGGCUCCCGGAGACCAGGAACACCCCACUGUACGAGACCAUGGCGCAGCAGGAGAAAGAGGAGAAGCAGGCGGCGGGCCCUGGCACAGAGACGGAGCUCCCCAAGCGGGACUCUCCUCUCCCCGACGCAUGA